Ipomoea nil (Japanese morning glory) is the source of this 2247-nucleotide messenger RNA. RefSeq lists its product as uncharacterized. The record is from RefSeq and is a predicted model, not a curated record. The transcript has a single exon. NCBI's taxonomy places the organism in Eukaryota, Viridiplantae, Streptophyta, Magnoliopsida, Solanales, Convolvulaceae. Bases 1 to 2247 code for a protein of 748 amino acids.
AUGGACUUCAACACCGACGCGGAGGCUGAAGAGAGCUCGUCGGACCUCCGAUCGCAGUUGAAUCCGCGGAUGGACCUCAACACACCUCCGGGCAGAGAGAUGACCCCAGACCCGGUUAAUUUCAUUCAGCCCGGAGUGGCAUUUCCUGGCAUCCCCGGACAAAUGCAGUUCCAGUACCCGAUGUACGCGCCCGGGAUGUUCGAUCAGGCGUACCCGUAUUGGCAAAGCCCACCGCGCUUCUUUGGAGCCCAAUACCAGUACCAACCAGGUCCGGGCACCUACCAGCCUUAUAUGCAGAUGCCGAUACCGAAUAUGCAGAUGCCGAUGCCGAACGCACCUGAGCCCGGCCAAUCGAUGGCAUCAGCACCAGAGCUACGAAGGGCCCAAUCUGAGCGUCGACCAGCCCGGUCGCGGCUCGGGCCUGGGGCAGCUCACGAGCGAGGGGCUGAGGAAGUCCCCGCCCGAAUGAGCGCUUUCGUCCGCCUCCAGCCGUCGGUACACCAACGGGUCGGAGCCCGACAAGAUGUGGAGGAAUCCGUGAACCUCGACGGAUCCCGACAGGAAGCGUCGGGCGAAGUCAGCAGCUGCCGGUCGAGGAGAAACGCCCGACGAGCUGCCGACCGGGAAGAUCCUCAACAUGAAGCUAGGGGCCUGCUACGACAGGUCCGGGAAGAAUUCAGUAGAUGGAGACGCGAGCACGGUCAUAGGCCAUCCGAACCUGAAGCACCCUUACUCCGCAACCCCUUCACCGAAGACAUAAUGAGCCUUCCUUACCCCCAUGACUUGCGAGUGCCAGGGAACAAGGGAUACGACGGAAAGACCGACCCGGAAGCGCACAUUAACUCCUACUACGGAAAUAUGCUCAUGAUGGGAGUAACCGACGCAGUGAUGUGUCGAGCGUUCUACUCAACCUUGACGGGAAGAGCGGCGGACUGGUUCAAGACAUUGGAGCCCGGUUCUAUCGCCUGUUUCGCGGAGUUGGCGAAAAGGUUUGUCCACAAAUUCGCCACCUCCAAAGAAGUCCGGAAGCAUUUCACCUAUCUUGAAAAGGCCAAACAACUCGAAGGCGAAUCCCUGACGGAUUUUCUCGUAAAGUGGAAAGCGGCAAUCGGUGAGGUCGAGCCCCUCGAUGACCGGACAGCAAUCAACGUCCUGCAUUCCAACCUGCGAGCUGGGGCCUUAUACCAGGAAUUCAUCCUACACCCUCCGACGACUUACGAUGAGGCGAUCAGAAGGGUAACUGACUACGCCAAUGCCGGUGAGGCUAACUUCGCCAAGCGCCAGCAAGAAGCCGGUAGCAGCCGGAAACCACAAGGCCGGCAAGACGAGGGGAGGACGAACGACAGAUCUGGGCGGGGGCGUGGGAGAGCACCCGACUUCACCCCCCUAAACAGACCGGCGGUCGACGUCCUCCGAUUCGCCCAGUCUUGCAACAUGAUCCAACUGCCGGAGCCGCAGCGCGAGGAUCGCGACAAGACGAAAUAUUGUGCAUACCACCGCAGCAAGGGGCACGAAACGGAAGAUUGCACGACCCUCAGACAAGUCAUAGAAGAACUGCUACGAUCGGGAAAGCUUGCGGAGUUCACUAAUAAGAAGGACGAGAAAAAAUCGUCUUGGAAAAACCCGUUCAAGAAGUCAAACAAGAACAAAAAAGACAAGGAUCACGAUCGGGACACCGAGCCCCGGCAAUCGACGGGAAAGCAGGUCAUCCAUGUCAUAUUCGGUGGCCCGGAGGGAAGCUCCAAUGCUCGGGAAAAACUCCAGAUCGGGCUGAUAGGGUCAGAGCCCGGUGCGAAGAGACAGAAGCUAGAACCAAUCACUUUUACCCCGAGCGACAUGCUCGAAGGGGAAGAUCGCAAUACUGAAGCGUUGGUCGUCACGAUCGACAUCAUGGGGUCCGACGUCCAACAUGUCUUGGUAGAUACCGGUAGUAGCGUGAACGUCUUGUACAUGGACGUCUUUCAGAAAUUGAAGCUAGAACCGAUCGAGUUGACCCCUAUCGGGACGCCCCUAUCGGGAUUCACUGGCGACACCAUCCAUCCGGAAGGAAAGAUAACCUUGCCGGUGGAGAUAGGCAGUCGGCCCCGGACGAUCAAGACUAUGAUGGAGUUCAUCAUCGUCAACCUUCGAUGUGUCCACAACGCUAUCCUAGGUAGACCGGCGAUCGUGUCGAUCGGAGGAAUCAUUUCCAUGCCUCAUUUGUGCAUGAAAUUCCCAACCCCUGAAGGGGUGGGAGUCGUCCGAUGA